Microplitis mediator is the source of this 1294-nucleotide messenger RNA. RefSeq names its product CLIP domain-containing serine protease HP8-like. Lineage: Eukaryota; Metazoa; Arthropoda; Insecta; Hymenoptera; Braconidae. The coding region runs from base 209 to 1123 and encodes 304 amino acids. Gene Ontology annotation, biological process: proteolysis. The record is from RefSeq and is a predicted model, not a curated record. Gene Ontology annotation, molecular function: serine-type endopeptidase activity. The transcript has 5 exons.
AAUUAUUAUUUGACUGGAUUUUUAUAUUACUCUUUCAUCGUUAUAUUGUUCUUAGGUAAUGGAGAUAAGCUGACCUUGAUGUUAAUACAUCGAUAUUGCGCUACAGAUUGAUUGUAGUGUUCACUUGGCUAUAAGCAUAUUUGUAACAAUUAUUUAUUAUUUAUAUAAAUAAUAACAAAGUUUAUUAUAUAUUUUACUUAUAAAUAAAAUGGAUUAUAGUCAAAUUUAUUUUUUUAUUUAUCAUAUUAUUUAUUUCAUAUUGUUUUGUAAAUCCGCUGAUAUCACAAAGCACCCUAGUUGGAUGCUUUUAGAACAUAAUAAAUGUGGAAUAUCAAAUACCGAUCGAAUAAUUGGCGGUAAAAAUGCUUCAAUGGGAAUGUACCCUUGGAUUGCAAGAAUUGGAUACAGUAGUGAUUUAACUGGGUCCGAUAUAUCAUAUCGGUGUGGUGGUACUUUAAUUAACAAACUUUAUGUAGUAACUGCUGCACAUUGCGUCUCUAAUUUACCUGGCAGUUUCAAAGUAACGGGAAUACGAUUAGGUGAACAUAAUUCUGAGACUAAUCCUGAUUGUGAAAAUGGUUACUGUGCGGAUCCUGUUCAAGACUUUAAACCUAUACAAAUGUUAGUUCACAAGCGAUACAAUACACCGCAUUUUAAAAAUGAUAUUGCUUUAAUCAGAUUAGAUCGACCUGUAGUUUAUAAUGGAUUUGUAAUGCCUAUAUGUAUGCCCGCUGGAGAUUUAUUAAAAAAAAAUCUGACAGGAGGAAUAGCUGAAACUGCAGGAUGGGGUAUUUUUGAUAUAGAUCAUCCAAAAUCGAGUAUAGUUCUUCAAACAAUAAAAUUGCCUAUUCUGGAGACUUAUAUGUGUGUUAGGUCAUUUAAAAAUCAAGCUCAAAUCGAUGACAUGCAGCUGUGCGUCGGUGGUACAGUUGGUAAAGAUUCCUGUACUGGUGACAGCGGUGGUCCAUUGAUGAAAGUUGAAGCUUUAAAUGAUAUUCCUAAAUAUUAUUUAAUUGGUAUUGUAUCUUUCGGAGCUAAACAUUGUGGUCAAACAGCUAUGCCUGCUGUUUACACUAGAAUAACUCGCUAUUUAUUUUGGAUUUUAGAAAAUAUAUCACCAUAAUUUUUAUUUAAACUUAGAUAAAAAUUUAUUUAGCUUGAUGAUUAUUAUUAAUAUAAUAUAUUUUUAAAAAUACUAUUUGUUAUAAAAACUUUAUAUAAUAAUAUUUUAAGAAUAAUUAUAUUUAAUUUAAUUAAUUAAUUAAAAAAAAUUUUAAUUGUUUAAUAAAUAUAA